Episyrphus balteatus (marmalade hoverfly) is the source of this 1153-nucleotide messenger RNA. RefSeq names its product trans-1,2-dihydrobenzene-1,2-diol dehydrogenase-like. Bases 68 to 1069 code for a protein of 333 amino acids. The record is from RefSeq and is a predicted model, not a curated record. The transcript has 4 exons. Gene Ontology annotation, molecular function: nucleotide binding. NCBI's taxonomy places the organism in Eukaryota, Metazoa, Arthropoda, Insecta, Diptera, Syrphidae.
CUAUAAAAUUCAGUAUUCAAUGAACUGCAGAAUCAUUCACUUAGAAGAAUUGAAUCCAAAUUGAAUAAUGGCUUUGCGUUGGGGAAUUGUUGCAGCUGGCAAAAUAAGUCACGAUUUCGUCACUGGCCUUAGUACCUUGCCUAUUAGUGAGCAUAUUGCUAUUGCAAUAGCGGCUCGUGAUAAGAAACGCGCAGAAGAAUUCGCAAAACUCCAUGAUAUUCCAAAUGCAUUUGGUAGUUAUGAAGAACUUGCUAAGUCUUCCGAUAUUGAUGUUGUCUAUAUCGGUGCUCUGAAUCCACAACAUUUCGAUAUUGGAAUGCUUAUGCUGAAGCAUGGGAAGCAUAUUCUUGUGGAAAAACCACUUUGUAUGAAUGAAAAACAAGCUCAACAACUUACAGCUUAUGCAAAGAGUCGGAAAUUAUUCCUUAUGGAAGCCGUAUGGUCAAGAUUCUUUCCAGCUUAUCAAUAUGUUCGCAAGCAGAUAGCACUUGGUACUCUAGGUAAAAUUCAAGAAGUGAAUGUAUCGUUUGGAUUCGAUUUAACUGAAAUCGAUCGAUUGCAAAAAAAAGAACUAGGCGGUGGAACAGUUCUUGACUUGGGUAUAUACGUAAUUCAAGCAUCUCAAUGGGCAUUCCAAGAGCCUCCGUUAUCAAUUAAAGCAACUGGAGAACUAAAUGCUGAAGGCGUUGAUGUUGGUGUUGCUGCUGAAUUGGAAUAUUCUGGCAGAAGAAUUGCUAAAAUUCAAACAAGUGCUAAAAAGGAAUUAGAAAACAAAGCAAUUAUCAAGGGUACCAAGGGUCAAAUAACUAUUUUGAACUUCUGGUGUCCUACAACAAUAAUUGAUGUUGAUGGCAAGGAAAAAACAUGGCCCCUACCCAAAGGCAAAUAUAAGACAAAUUUCCUCAACUCCGAAGGAUUACGUUACGAAGCCGAAGAAGUUCGAAAAUGUAUCAUGGAGGGAAAAUUACAAAGUGAAGAUAUGCCUCACAGUGAAAGUUUAUUGUUAGCACACAUUGAAGAUUCAAUUAGGAAACAAGUUGGAGUUAUUUUUGCAGAAGAUGAACAGUAAAUAAUGUUUAGCCCUAUUUAAAAGUUUCCCGGGAAAAAUUUUCAAGAGAAAUAUUUAUGUAUGUUUGCUUGGGAGUUUAAAAGC